UAUGCACUUUUUGGGUGCAUUAGCAUCUGUUGUUGCUAAUUAUUAAAAAAGUAAAAUUAUUUUCUUUAUUAAACAAGUAAAACAAAGUGCCAAAUUAUGUGUUGAAGUGUAAGGAAUAUUUACAACAUUUUAUUCAUUAAUUUCCCUCUGUUUUUCCUUUAUUAUUCCCGAAUAAGAAAAACAAAUAGCGAAAAUUGCAAAUACCGAGUUGUAUUGACAAUCAACAUAUCGAUCUUUUCAUAAUAUAACAUAAAGAGCCAAAGGACAUAUCCAUCACCACUAGCCCUUAAUACAGUUCAUGAGAGUCUAAGAAAAAAAAUUUUAAAAUAAAAAAGGUUUUGUAUUAUGAACUUCAUCAUUUUAACUCUUGUAUACAGAAUGAAAGAAGUUUUAAUUUUGAAAAAAGUCGAGCUUUUGCUGAUUAUACCAAGGUUUUUUUACAUGUUAAAUAUUCACUUAAGCAAUAAAAUACAUUAAGGCAUAUCUGAAAGGAAAAAAGAAGUUUAAGAAAUGAAUGACAUAAAUGUAGACGAUUUGGAGUUACUUCCAGAUGAUAUAUUUGAUAAUUUUGAUUCUAAUACAAAGUGCGGUGAAAUUUUUGUUAUUAAGGGACAAUUGAACUACUUAUGUACAUUUUGCAGUGAAAUAUUUUUAUCUCAACAAAUUUUCUCGGAACAUUUAUUUCAAGCACAUCAACUAUUUAAUUUUGAGCCAAUAAAUAACAACAAUUACAACAGAUCCAAUAUUAGAAAAACCUACUGUAGCAAAAAUAGAAAACUUAAUGAAAAGCAAAAACCAAAAGAUUUUAUUAUUGUAAAUUCAGCAAUUGACAUCACUGGAUCAUCCAUAGAAUCUCUUUCUUCUGAAAAUUACAGUCAUAGUGAUAACCAAAUUCGGAAGUCUAUAAGCCCAGUCAAUUUUGAUAACAUUAUAUUAAAUUUUGAUCAACAAAUUAUUAAUAACAGCUCGGAAUAUUUACAAGAUAAUUUUACAUUUAAUAAUGAAAUUAGUUCGAUUGAAGACAAUCCAGAUAAAGAAUUAUUAUUAAUUGAAACAAAUAUUUACAAUAAUAAUGGUGAUAUUGAAGUGCAAUAUGAAAAAGAUAAUUCUGAUACGAUAAAAAAAUCCCAGUUAAAAAAAAUUAAGAAAGUAAAAUCGAACUUAAAAGAUUGUAAGGGGAAAAUAAUAAUUACAAGUGAUUCGAUUUCCAAUAAACCAUUUCGUUGCGAAAUAUGCAACAAAAAAUUUGCUGUAAUAAAAAAUAUGAAAAAUCAUAGAGACAUUUGUGCAGACAGAGCUUUUAGUAUUCCUUUUGGGUGCAAAUUUUGUCCAAGAAGGUUUCAUGAACGUAAUAAAUGUGAAAGACAUGAACAAAUUAAGCACGCAAGUGAAUUAAAUCCUGCAGUCCCUAAAGGAUAUUGGAAAUGUCAAAUUUGCUAUAAAAUGUUGCGAAGUACGUGCAACCGCAAAAAGCAUGAAGAUGGUCACUUUUUAUUAACCGACAAAAAUGGUAAAAAAACUAAGUGCUCAUGUCAAGUUUGUGGUAAGAUGUUAUCUUCGUCAGCUUCUUUAAAAGUUCAUAUGCGAAUUCAUAAUGAAGAAAAUCGUUUCAAAUGUGCGUUUUGUCCUGCACGCUUUAAAUUUUCUACGUCAUUAAAAACUCAUGAACUUUCACAUACUGGUGAAAGACAAUUCCAGUGCCGGUAUUGUGAUAAACGUUUUCUACAAAAUUCUCAUCGUAAGAAUCAUGAAAUUUUGCACAAUAAGGAAAAAAAAUUAGAAUGUGUGCAUUGUCGUAUGAAAUUUCAUCGUAUGGACUAUUUGAAUUCACAUAUGAAAAAUAAACAUUCAAUUAAUAAGCAACGUACAUUGGAAAAUAUUCGACCUUAUCAAUGUCAAUAUUGUCAGAGUGCUUUUACUGCUGAAAAAUAUUUAAAAAACCAUGAACGUUUGCAUAUAAAUGGAGUACAAUAUAAAUGCAAAUACUGUGAGAAAAAGUCCAUUGUUAAAGGUAUUAUUGAAAGACAUGAAAAAACUCAUUUAAAAACAAAAGAAACAUUUCCAUGUCAUUUAUGCUCAAAACAAUUUGAGUCAAAAAAUGGAUUAUUAAGUCAUGUGAAAACAAAACAUCCUGAUAAUAAUGUAUUAGAAUAUAGAUGUGGUAAAUGCGAAGCUCAAUUUGAAAAUUCCUCAGAUUUACAAGAACAUAUUCGAAAGGUUUGUAGUAUUGUUGUUAAAAGUUUUGGAUGUGAUAAGUGCUCAGCUCGCUUUGAAUUAGAACACGGUUUGAAAGUGCACAAAGCUGUAAGUCAUAUAAUUAUCGAUUCAUCUCUUCAACCAAGAAGUUAAAUUGAAAAUAUAUAGCAAAAAAAAUUUCAAAUAAAUAUUUAAACAAACUUAAAUGUAUAUUAUGCAAAUGUACAUGCAUAGGUAUAUAAGUAUUACAUAUUUUUGUAUACUUGUAUAAUUUUAAUAGAAUAUAUGUAAAUAAUAUAUGUAUAUUAUGUUGUUCACAUUUCUUUAUUAAGUGGUAUAA
This is a messenger RNA of Condylostylus longicornis, 2536 nucleotides long. Its product is annotated as zinc finger protein 878-like. Bases 511 to 2349 code for a protein of 612 amino acids. NCBI's taxonomy places the organism in Eukaryota, Metazoa, Arthropoda, Insecta, Diptera, Dolichopodidae. The transcript has 2 exons. The record is from RefSeq and is a predicted model, not a curated record.